GGAUUAUUUUUACGUUUCGUUUCUGUCGUGUUAGUUUUUAUAAUUUCUGUUGACAAACUUUAGCUUGGUGAAUCACGGCAAGAAUUAAGACAUCGCCGUAGUUUAAACAAAUACUGAAGAUGGGAAAGCAGAUUGCAGGAGUUUAUGGAGAAAUACAAAUUAUCAGAUGAAACUGGUCUAGAAUUUUUACCUCAAGUACAUCGUUAAUGUGGAUUAUAAAUUGAAAAAUAAAGGGAAAUGUUAUAUAGAACUGAUACAAACCUGUUUACAUAAAUCUGUGAUGAAUCAACAUGUAGUGAAAUGUUCAUUUUGAACUAGGAUCAACAACAAUGUCUUUCUUCUUCAUUAUCUGGAAUAUUGUCAUAAUUUUGCAUUUUAAUUAAAACUGGACAUAUUUACAAAGAGAUACCAACACCUAAAGAUAUCGGCAAGCAUCACUUUUAAUGGAAAUGUAGUAUUUUAUAGUAAUAUUAUAUUAUUUUGUCAGGAAUAAGUUAUAAAAAUGCAAAUGAAAAAAAUAUCCAUAUAAUUAUAUUUGAUGAGAAAAGUAAAGUAGUAGAAAAAUGAAUUAUGUGAGAAACUUGGAAGAACUUUGAGGAUUGAUGAUUACCUGAAGAGAUUCCAGAAAGAGUUGGGAAAUCAUCAUUCCAUUGUGAUAUCUAUAAAAAUGUCUUUCUUGCUAGAAUCAAAUGUUAUUAAACACAAACAUAUUCAUACAGGAGAGAAGCCAUAUCAGUGUGAUAUUUGUAGUAAAUUAUUCUCUCAUAAAUGUGAAGUAAUUAGUCACAAACAUAUUCAUGCAGGAAAGAAAGUAUAUCAUUGUGAUAUCUGUGGUAAAUCGUUCCCUCAAAAGGGUAAACUAGCUACUCACAAGCGUAUUCACACAGGUGAGAAGCCAUAUCACUGUGACAUCUGUGGCAAAUCAUUCUCUCACAAUGGAUAUUUACCUACGCACAAGCUUGUUCAUACAGGAGAGAAACCACAUCAGUGUGUUAUCUGUGGUAAAUCCUUCUCUCUACGUAGCAACUUAACUGCUCACAAACGCAUCCAUACAGGAGAGGAACCAUAUCAGUGUGACAUCUGUGGUAAAUCAUUCUCUCAUAGAAGACCCUUCACUACACACAGACGUAUCCAUGCAGGUGACAGACCAUAUCUUUGUGAUUUAUGUGGUAAAUCAUUUAUUGAAAAUAGAAACUUAACUACACACAAACGUGUUCAUACAGGAGAGAAGCCAUAUCAAUGUGAUAUCUGUGGUAUAUCAUUCCCUGAUAAUGGUCAUGUAAAAAGGCACAAACGUAUUCAUACGGGAGAGAAGCCAUAUCAGUGUGAUAUCUGUGGUAAACCAUUCUCUGAACCUGGCCAUGUAACAAAACACAAACGUAUUCACACAGGAGAGAAGCCAUAUCAGUGUGAUGUUUGUGGUAAAUCUUUCUCUGAAAUUAGUCAUGUAAUAAGACACAAACGUAUUCAUACUGGAGAGAAGCCAUACAAGUGUGAUAUAUGUGGUAAAUCAUUCUCUCUAAACAGUAAUUUAACAAGGCACAAACAUAUUCACUCAAGAGAAACCAUAUCCUGAUUUAUGUGGUAAAUCAUUCUAUCGAAAGAGUGAUUUAAUUGCAUACAAAUAUGUUCAUACAGGAGAAAAGGCUUACCACGAUAUAUCUGUGGUAAGUCAUUCCCUUGAAAUUUUGAAGUGCCUAUACACAAAUGUAUCCAUACAGGAGAGAAUUCAUAUCAGUGACAUACAUUAUAAAUCAGUGUUUCUGAAUCAUUUUUUGACCCCUUUGAAUCCCUAGUUUACUCAGAUGGACCCUCGUAACCAUUCGAUGUUUAAAAAGAAUUCUGUUAUAUUUUUAUAAUUAAAUAUUAAGAAUUGUAUAAAAAAA
Messenger RNA from Octopus bimaculoides (California two-spot octopus), 1886 nucleotides. RefSeq lists its product as uncharacterized. The record is from RefSeq and is a predicted model, not a curated record. Gene Ontology annotation, molecular function: RNA polymerase II cis-regulatory region sequence-specific DNA binding; DNA-binding transcription factor activity. Gene Ontology annotation, biological process: regulation of transcription by RNA polymerase II. NCBI's taxonomy places the organism in Eukaryota, Metazoa, Mollusca, Cephalopoda, Octopoda, Octopodidae.